This is a messenger RNA of Diaporthe citri, 2514 nucleotides long. RefSeq lists its product as uncharacterized. Gene Ontology annotation, biological process: mitotic cell cycle; regulation of protein localization to mitotic spindle pole body; regulation of cytokinesis. The transcript is spliced from 6 exons. Gene Ontology annotation, molecular function: ATP binding; protein binding; protein kinase activity. The record is from RefSeq and is a predicted model, not a curated record. NCBI's taxonomy places the organism in Eukaryota, Fungi, Ascomycota, Sordariomycetes, Diaporthales, Diaporthaceae. The coding region runs from base 1 to 2514 and encodes 837 amino acids. Gene Ontology annotation, cellular component: nucleus; spindle pole body; spindle pole.
AUGGCUGGGAGAGGAGGUGUUGAUAUGGAGGCGUUAUCACCUAGAGAUGUAAACGCCCUCCCGAAGCGCACCACCGAUCUCAAAGCAAAGGCUGCUGCCCAGUUAAGGACAGCCAAAGACAAGGACCACCCUCCUCCUCCACCACCGCAGGUCGUUGAGCCGCCCAGUUCUGAUCGCAAGAAUGGAGCUGUGUACCAGGUCGGGAAAUUGCUGGGCAAGGGCGGCUUCGCCAUUUGCUACGACGGCAAGCAUGUCGACACGGGGAAGAAAUACGCACUGAAAAUUGUGAAGAGUACAAUGCCUGUCAAGAUGCAACAGAAGUUUCAAACUGAGCUUCAAAUCCACUCCAAGAUGAGACACGCAAACAUCGUGCAGUUUCACCGAGCGAACAUGAAUGCUAAGGUCGGCGACUUUGGUCUGGCUGCCCUAUUGGUCACUGGUAACGACAUGCACACCAUCAGGAGGACCACGCUUUGCGGCACGCCGAACUACAUUGAAAUCUUGCAAAAGGGAAAAGCUGGACAUGACCACAAUGUGGACAUUUGGAGUCUGGGCAUCAUAAUGUUCGCCAUGCUUACCACGAAGCCACCAUUCCAGUCCUCAACUACAGACGAGAUUUAUCGCCGCGCGCGGGACAGAGACUAUGACUGGCCACAGAACGACCAGAAACUCAUUAGUCUGGAAGUGAAGGAUAUCGUGGCCUCCAUGUUGGUUGAAGCAGACCGAAGACCAGAUCCAGACGCAAUUGUUCAGCAUCCUUUCUUCACUGCUGGCUACGUUCCGGCCCAAGCCGACAUUACAUCGAGGCUACGGGAGGCAGCACCAGAGCAGGAGAUCUUUCACGACUCCUGCGCGAGCCCUAGGCUACAAGAGAGGGUUCAGAGCAACCUCAGGGAGCUUUGCCAACAAUGUGAAGUCGGCCCUUGGCAGCAGAAAAUCCAACCAGUAAAGGCAGCCAUAUGGAGGGAGAUUGCUUCGGAGGAGAAGCAUGGCCUGACACCCAGCAUCCCAUUGGCCGUCGACAUCGUCUACCGACCUUACGACGAACUGAGGAGGGAAAAGCAGCAGCUCCAAGCAUCACAAUCAGUAUCCUUAUUGUGCGAGAAAACCGAGGCACUUACUCUUGAUGCGCCCGCGAAAUGGGCACCCUCUGGAUGGCUCAAAGCGCCACCUCAGAGCUUCGCAGCUCAACAGAGGGCAGCGAACAAGCCCCCAAAUGCCAUCCCCAGCUCACGAACACAGCCUUCAAUGAACGCGGCGCCGGCGAGACCGCCGGCGACCCGAUCUCGUGGGAUCAAGAAAGAUAUUCCUCUGACCACCAGCGGGGCAUUGUCUGUGGAGGACCAUGAGCAAGCAAAGAAGGUAUCAACAAGAGCAACGCGGACGCAAUUGCCCUCCAGCAGGACUCAGCCGACCGCACGACCAGCUCUUGCACCGAGAUCAUCUUCGACCGCAAAAAUUGACCCCCCGCCGCAACCAAAGGAAGAUCCCAUAGGCGAGAAGAAAGUUGUGUCGCUUUUUGGGCCGGGAGAGCAGCAAGAGUACCUCGAGGAUACCAGGCCUGACCUUGUGCUCAGCAGGAUGCGGAAGCUGCAGGCAGAACUUGAGCGGGCUCUCAAUUCUCGAUCCAUGGCCUACAUCUCGACCAAACAGAAGGGGCCAGAAAUUCCCAAGGUCGUUGUCAAGUGGGUGGACUAUACGAACAAGUUUGGACUUGGCUACAUCUUGAACGAUGGUAGCGCAGGGUGCAUCCUCAACAGUGUCACUGCGCCGGGAGGAGAUGCUCAAGCGGUGCUGCCCCCCUCAUUUCUGCUUGUUCACGAUGCUGAGAAGCACAUCUCACGGAGGAACGACGAGACAUAUCACGAGAGGCAACAAGUCGUGCCGAUGAUGGAGCCCAUCUACUUCUACGAAACCCAAGGGCGAGGAAGGGAUCAGCCGAGUGACCUCGUCACAUUCUAUCAGAGAUUUGGGGACGUCCAGUUCAACUUUCCCGACCACACCAAGAUAGUACUUGACCGGACAGGCGCUUGGUGCCACUUCUGGCACCUAUCCCAGGAGGCCGCAGAGCAGCUCGCCAGCACUGGCGGCAUGGAUGAGGCAUCGUUAGAUGACCGUGCUGUGCUGUCAUAUCCCCUCCAGACUCUCCUCAACUUCUCGACGGUGCCUAAGGCGUCGCAACGCAAUGUUCCCAACUCCACCCGGCACCGACCAGAGAUCCCACUGGAGCUUCAAGGCAUACCGGCCGCGAACGAUUUCCGCCGCAAGGUCGAAUUCAUCAGGGCAGUUGUGAAGGAGUGGGCAAGGAACGGGGGCAUUGGAAAGAGUGACAUGUCGCGAAAUGGCCGGCUGAAGUGGCCUGGGCUGCGGCAGACCAAGGACUGCGAGGUCUUGUCCAAACAGGCCUGGGUUACGGUUGGUGCGCGAGGAGAAGACAGUCGGCAUGCGGUGUGGGUGGACAGUCGCAACCCGACUACGUUGCUCGACGAGAUUGACGAGACCAAGAAGAGCUAG